Molecule: messenger RNA, 324 nt
Organism: Monoraphidium neglectum
Lineage: Eukaryota; Viridiplantae; Chlorophyta; Chlorophyceae; Sphaeropleales; Selenastraceae
Exons: 1
Coding region: 1-324 (107 amino acids)
Source: RefSeq, a predicted model, not a curated record
AUGCUUGAUAUCCCGACGCUCUCAAAUGAGAUAGCGAACGCGGACUUCUUCUUCGGGGACGGGAGCAGCCUGCAGAGCAUCCAGCCGAUGCCGACGACGCUGUUCGCGGCCGCGCUGAUGGGCAGCGGCAGCGGCAGCGGCGGCAGCGGGCGCGUGACGAGCGGGUCGCUGCAGCAGGCGCAGGCGCGGGCGGCGGGCGCGGGGGCGGCGGCAGGGGCCGCGCCGGCAGGCAGCACGGGGCUGGCCACGAUGCACAGCAUGGAGCAGGCGCUCCUGGAGGACGUGGGGGCCGGCGGCCUCCUCGGCGGCGAUCUGGGCGAGUGA